UAAUGGACUUAGCGAGUAAAAUCGUCAUUCAUUUAUUCAGUCUGAUUGUUGGGACGGGGCAAUAUCGGCGCGGAUGGGCAUUAUUAUGAUUAGUUGUGAUACACCUCGAGUACUACGGUUGACGCCAUUUUAAUUCGUGCCCCAUUUGAGGCCUGAAAAAAAAGGCAUCUUCGGAGGCAAGGGGCCAACACUCUUUUGACAAUUAUGUGUGUGCGUGUAUGGACAAUCGACAUAGCCUCGUAACGUCGUAUCGCAAGUUGGCGUCGUGAGUCAAGAUGUCCGGAUAUUGAGUAAGAUUCCCCUCUACAGUGCGAGCAUUGGAUGAGUCUUUUGAUGAAAAUUGAGUGAAAUUUUGAAGCAGGAAAGAGCGGGAUAAAAUGUCGAGUGACAGUGAGGAUCUGUCAAGGCCAUCGAAGAAACGUCGAUAUAUCAUCGACGAUAGCGAGAGCAGCGAUGACUCGGUUGUGACUAAAAGCAACCGAAAACGUAGAGUUUUUAAAGUUGUUAGUGAUGUUGACAGUAGUGAUGAUGACAGUGAUGUGCCCAGGCCAGUAAGGAGGAAAAAUGCUACGACCAAGAUCAUCGUCAGCGAGGACGAGUCCAGCAGCGAGAGUGAUGAUGCUGGAUCAUUGCAAUUGGAGAGUGACGAGGCCUGGGAAUCGGACUGGCUGAGCACAGAUUCGUCAGACGUGGAUGAAGUUCUCCCCAAGAAAUCCAGGGUCAAACCCAAGACACUCGAUCCAUCGCCCUCAUCCUUACCACCCAAGCAGAGUGGCUCAGACUCUGAACAGAGUGACGGGCAAACGGAGAAGUGUCCAAUAUGUCUCCUACCAUUCAAGAAACAACAAGUGGCAACGCCAGCCACGUGUGAUCAUUGUUUCUGUUUAUUGUGCCUGACUGAAUGGAGUAAAAAUGUCAAUACCUGUCCUGUUGAUCGUCAGCCAUUCACUUCCAUCAAUGUCAGAUUCCACCUUAAUGGCAAAAUCGUCCAGAAAAUCCCAGUAGAGUCUAAAAACUCGACAGAGGAGCACAUUCAGGAAGACCCAACAUUCUGCGAAGUUUGUCAAGAGUGUGAUCGCGAAGAUCGCAUGCUCCUCUGUGACGGUUGUGACCUUGGCUUCCACCUCGAGUGUUUGAAUCCCCCAAUGGACCGAGUGCCAAUGGAGGAGUGGUACUGUCCCACUUGCACCGAGAUCAAUCCAAGCCUGGCUGAAUCCAUAGAAAUGGACCUGGACGAACUGCCAGAUCUGAUGGCUGAGGCUCGAUGCCUGGGCACCACCUACGGUCGCACUCGUUCAGGCGCCCCCCAGGACUUUCCCCACCCCCCAAUGCACACCCCAGGCCCAUCCCACAGACGCAUAAUUCCACGAACACGUCAGACAGAACGAGUGAGAGCUAACAUUCGUGCUGAUCGCCGCAGACAAGAAAACACUCGUCAUUUCGAUCCUGAUCAGCCCUCAACAUCAUCUGGAAUUGAAUCCGUCUACGACAGCAACAGUCGCAAUGAUCUCAUUGCAUCUGUCAUUCAGCGUGUGAGCGCUGCAAUGUCGAGGAAUGCCAGGGGCAGAGUCAAGAGUAAAUCAGCCAAGAAACCUCGAAGAAGGAAAACAGCCAGAAAGACUUCGUCAAGAAGCACUGGAAAUUCCGAAGUUCGUGAAGUUCGUAUUCGUGAGAUUAAUGAGGAUGGUGAGGAGAAGGAAAUUGUGACUUAUGUCAAAGUGAAGACAUCCUCAACCAAGAGGAAGACCAAGCGUACUAAAAGAACGCGCAAGAAGUUAAAACGUAAAACAACAAAACGACAUGCAUUAUCCUCCCUAUAUGGUAAGGGUGUUAAAAAAAGACUUGCUAUAACAUUGGGAAUGGUUAAGGGAAGGGCCAAAGUACCGAGUGUCGCUGAACCAGUCGUUAAUAAUCAGGGAACAGUGAGGAGUGGAGUUGUUGAGCUAACUAAUUCAAGAUUUCGAGCUGGAAUAUCACAAGUUAGCUUGUUUGGAAAUAAUUUGGGGCUUGAUUACAGUCCACCUGGGUCCGAUGACGAGACGAUGCUCGACUCUCCCGGCUUGACCCUCGGCUCAAUAGUAGGAAUUCAACGUCGAAAUGUAUCAAUCUCGUCGACGAGAAGACGACUAGCCCUCAAGGGAAUGCUCCUAGAGCCUAGAUCAUCACCCCCAACAGACCAACAGCUGCAGUCUCCCAUGGAUCUCCUGGACAGCAUAAUGGGUAGCCAAAAGUUGUGGCACUCCAAGUCCAACAAGAUCACCCUUAAAGCUAAUGGUACCCUCCUCCUGCCAUCCGACCUCGACAAAAAAUCCGACAAAGACGAAAAUGACAACAACAGUUCCAACAAAGACCUCACAAAACGCCUCGUCGAUAAUUCCGACACGAUAAUAGACAAGAAAAUUGGCCAGCCCCUGGACCUCUCCAGCAUAAGCUCAGAGGACAUCACCCAGGCCCCGAUGUACAAUGGCUCCCGAGGGGGUGGGGGUCCACGGGGAGGUGGAGGCGGUGGAGGUGGCAGAGGCCACAAUUACCACGGAGGAAGGGACUCCUACUCCAACUAUUCAGGUGGCAGGCAAAAUUACAAUGCCAGAGGCACUGGAAUGUCCCCACGUGGUGGCUUUGGCCAUCGUGAACGUGGACAAUCACCCGGAAUGACUGACUUCCCCCCGAACUUUGAUAAUCGCAUGAAUCACAACUUCAACUCGUCCUUUCGCUUUCGUAAUUCACCGAAUUUUCGAAAUGAUAACAGACCACGUAUGCCUAUGAUGCCAAAUAUGCCGAGACCACCAAAUCACAUGUUCAGAGGACCGAGUGACAAUAUGAAUCCAAUUUUUCCAAUAACACAGUCGAUUUAUCCACCACCACUGCUAUCACAGCCACCACCGCCACCCCCUGCCGAGUGUCCUGUUCCCAAUGCACCUCACAAGGAUUACUCAGGGGAUAUGGAGCAGGAGAAAUCAGACGUUCCUGUCGAGUCCUCGUCCUCAGCAUUACCUUCGCCAUCACUUUCUGCAAAUAAAAUCGAUAAAAUUGAUGAUGCAGCUGGGGUUGAUGCUGUGGGAUCCUCAGUUAUCGAGGGUGGAGCUGAGGCACAGGGGAACGAGGAGGACUGCGAUAUCUACGCGGAUAUCGAGUCGAGAGACGACAAUCGAAAAAAUCUUAGGAAUAACGAGUCCUCUGAGUGUGAGAACAGAGAGGGCAAUGAGGAGGGGACGAAUUCUGGUGAUUGUACGUCCUCAAUUCUCCUGCCACCCCCCGAGCCGCCCUCCGAGCUGCUGCUGGACCUCGAGGAGAACCUGAAGAACGACAGUUACGAGACAAACAGCAGAGGAUCAGACAACGAGGACCUGGUGAUCGACGACAGCCACAAAGAGCCUGAACGAGAAGUCAAGGAGAUCGAGAAGGACGAGAAAACCGAGACGAGUGCGCCCAAAUACUACGACAAAUACGAUCCCUUCCAAGAGGCUGACUCAGACGAAGAGUCACAGGCUGAUUGUCCAAACUUCUCAAUUUACUCGUCUGAAACGAUGGACGUUGCCAGACGUGCUGAGGAGCAGUUAUCGCAGGAGAUUGACAUUGGCCCACUCGAGCCCCCACCACUGCCACCAGACAUCCCUGACGAUGACCAAGAGGACUUGAGUCCUUUUCAGGUGCACGACGACCCCGAAGAGCCGCGUGAGGCUCCACGUGAGGAGGCACCACGUGAGGAGGCACCUGUUGAGAGAGUGGACACACCAGACAUCCCCGAGCCCCCACCAACCUUCGAUCCAUACGUCGAAUCUCUCAGAAAAGAGCGACAACAACUCAGCAAAAUUCCGUCUAAAAAAAUAUCCACCGAUUGCAGGGGAAAAAUCACCUUCAAAAUUGGAAACAAGAGCAAAGUCAUGAAUAAACUGAGCUCUCUGUACGACGAAAUAGAUGAUAACAUUGAGACUAUGAUCGAGCAGGAGAGGGAGCUGGAGGCCUCAGUUGUUGAGCCUCAGAGUUCUGUGAGUGAAGAUCCACCCAGCGAAGACAUUUCCUCUGCUCCUAAAAAAUUGGAUGAACCAGUUGAAAAAGAGCCUGAAGAACAACUUCCUUCCCCCGAGCCCCAGCCAGACAAGCCUGAGGAGAAAGCCCCCGAUGAGGGCGACGAGGAGGAAGUGGAGGGGGAGGUUGACAAGAAAAUCAGUGAUAAAUCUGACGACGAAGACCUGGAGACGAGUCAGCCAGUUGACAAAGACGAAGACCCCGAGAAGCUGAAUGACUCGAUGUCAACCGAGGGCAGCGACAGAGGUGGGACUCCCCCACUCGUCAACGAAGCCAAAAGCAAUUCCGAUAACUGCAGGGUGAGUGAGAGCAGUGACGUGAUUAACGAGGACGAGAGCAUCCUGAGCCAGGACUUCCAGCUCGAGAAGGACGAGAAUCCGAGCAAAGAGAGUGAAAUUGAAAAGAGCGAGGAGGACAAAAAUUUAUCGAACGAAGUGAAGUCCUCGGUGGACGACAACAUGGAGGGCUGGUACUCGGACGGUGCUUACACCCCAUGCAAGGACGAGAAUCCAGUGGCAGAGAAGGGCCCGACCAAGUCCCAAUUGGAGAGUGGAUUGGAGCCGAUAACUCCGCCGCCUAAGGACCGCAACAGCGACGAUCUGGAUCGUUGCAGGACGCCAAUAGGCUACGCAGGACUGGGGACGGAGGCCAUUUCGGAGAACGACGAGCCGAUCAGCUUCGAGGACGACCGGUCAGCAGCGUUGUCCCCCUCGAUGCGCAAGGACAAGGAGCUGGAGGACGGCGAGAUCACGAUGGACGAGGGGCGACCCCCCAAGAAGAAGAGAAUGGCCUUCGACUCGGAUAAAGAAGGCGAACGCGAGGGGAAAAAGCGAAAGGAUCGGCGGGACAAGUCCGGCAGUAACAAAGACGCCGACAAGAACAAGGAGAACACCUCCGACAACAAUCAGGUCUCCUGGAAGAAGCUCUCGAAGAGCACGAAGGAGCGCCAGUACCGGGAGAAGCUCAAGCGUCAUUCUGCCUCGAAGGAGCGUCACCGGGAGCGCAAUCGCAACAGAGAUCGCGAUCGCGAGCGGGAUCGCGACUACGAGAAGGAAAAGGACAAACCCGGGAAGAAGAGAAAAUCCAGGGAUCGGGCAGCGGCUCUCAGUGCCAAAAACCUGGCGAGGAAGAAGGAGAAGCGGAAGGAGCUGCCAAGGUACGACGUCCGGAAGAUCGUGGCUGAGAAACCGGCACGACCCAAGAAGGACGAGUACGGGAGGGACGUGAGGACUGCGUCCUCUCGCAGCAGGUCCAGGGGGCGGAGUUUGGCGCGGGGGAAGAGCCACUCGUACUCACCAGCGAGGAGAUCGUGGCCCAGACGAUUGUCUCGCUCGUGGUCCAACCACAGGAGGAGAUCACUCUCGAGGGCCUCGAGGGCGUCCUCGCGGUAUUCUAGGUCUCGAUCGCGAUCUCGCUCGGCUCGACGCUCGCGAUCGCGCUCUCACUCUCGCUCGCGAUCGCGAUCACACACGCGCUCGCGAUCGCGACGAAAGUCACCGGUUGCCAGGCGGCGAUCGCUCUCGCGUAAACGAUCGCGAUCGGCUUCCCCUCGUCGCGGCAGGCGAUCGCUGUCCAAUCAACGCGCGAGGAAGAAUCACUCGAAGCGAGUGCCCACUAGGAAGCGCAAGUCGCGAUCGCGAUCGAGGAAGAAGGAGAAAGUUAAGAAGUACAAGUCGAGGAGUCGAUCGAGGCGACGCAAGCGCACGUGGAGCAAGAGCCCGCAGCCGGUGGUUCGUAGGGAGAAGGGGAAGAAGAGAUUGAAGAGAAAAAUUAUGGUUGGAAAAUCGCGAUCGCGUGAGAGAUCUUUAUCGAGAAAUUGGGAGAGUAUGAAUAUGCCGCGAUCCCUCGAUCGCGGGUAUCCAAUGAGGAGUUCAGCAAUCACAGGCCCGUUGACGUUACUGUCAGGGGGAAUGCUUGAGACGGAUCAGAUGAACCACACGACAGGGCAAAAUCAGUCGACGUGGAGUGGAGCCCAGUGGACUCCCUCGUGGUCGCGAUCGAAGACGAAAUCGAGGUCGCGAUCGAGAUCGAGGUCCAAUGGGCCAGGGCUGGAGCCAGUCCCCCCCAAAAAUCUCACUGUCAUACUGACGAACAAGGAGGCUAUCAAGAAGAAGAGACGAGAGAGACGACUGAAGGAGGGGAGAAAACGCAGGGACGAUCCUGACAGGGUCAAGAAGAGAGACAAACGCAAUCGCACUCCACCCCCCUCCAAGGAAGUAUUCGCCAGUGGUGAUAAUAUUUUGGUGAGCGUUUGCUUCAACAACGACAAUAUGAGCGAUAACAACGACAAAGCCCCGAUGUCCGUGCCCAAUGGUGACAGCAUCAGCAGUCAGCUCGCUGAUACAAUAGCCUCGCUCACCAGUAAAAAACGUAAACGCAGGAAUUACCGAGAGGUGGGAAUGGCACCUAUGGGGGUAUUGUCGAAAGAGCCACUGUCGAAGAAACCAAAGAAGGACAAGUCCAAAGACAAGCGGGGAAAAUCACCGGAGCCCAAACGUCGGAGGGAAAAGAAGAAGAAGUCGAAGGCUGCGGAGAUUGCUGCGAGCAAAAAGCCUGUUGCUGUCAUCGAUCUGGACCAGUCCCCCUUCAGGGAGCAAACCCCCUCGCCGAAGGAUAUUAUUGUCCUCAGCGAUGACGACGACGACGACAACGACUCGACUCAGCAGCUUCAGCAGCAGCUGCAGCAGCUGCAGAAUGCGAUAUCUCCAGCGAUUUUGCAUCAACAACAGCAGAAAUCAUCGGACAGUCGACACGACGAGCAAACACAGCAGCAGGAGAUUCAGAACGAUAAUCUGGCGUCGCAGAGGGACGAAUUUGUUGGCCCUAAAACGCCACCAGAACCGCAGGUCAAAUUCUCUAUAAAUAAACAGUCUAAUAACAUGAGACCCAGCAUGAUGAAUCCCCUGUUGGACGAAGAGGAGGACGAUGAAGACGGCGACAAUGAGGACGCUGAUGACGACGGUGACGAUGACGAUGACAACACAAACGUCCAACAUCAAAAGAUCAGCGAUGAUAAGGACAGGAAUAAUGCCAACAAAUCAGGGAAGAAUGACGCCAAAUUGAUAAAUGAUCUGGCAGCAGAAUUACUGAACUCGAAUGACCCAUCACGUGAGAAUGAGCACACGGGGGCCAGCGAUGGUGAUAUAAUCAUCGUUGCUGACAGUAAUGAAGAGGAAUUGGAUGAUCUGGAAGCCUUAGAGAUACUUGAAAUGAACGAGAGGACUCAUGGCUUGUCCCAGCAGACUGACAAUGGCAAUCAGGGAGAAAUGGACAGUAUGAAGCACGAUCGCUCCGAGGAGAGGAGGAACCAGGACGAGCUUGACAUGAGACUGAAGAUUGGCCCGAACACACCACCAGAGCCCCCCACGUCGCCCCCAACGUCGCCGGACGCUUACGAUCCGUUUGACCCGACAAAAUCACGUUCUCCGACGCCUACAGCCUCGCAGGAGACCUCGAUAGGAAUUGACUCGGCGUUAACGUCCAAUGAUUCCAUGAAGCUGUCGGUGUCCCAGGGGAAGGAGAACUUCUCAAGCGAGAAACGAGAGACUGCAGACAAGCCGAAGAUCAUAUCCAUGGUGACGAUUAAGAGGGCGUCGUCACCAUCAGCAGCUGGAAAUAUCAUUAAUCUUGAGAAAUCGGAGGAUGGAAAGGCCAAGGCUAAUAGUGGCAUCUCCACGAGCAUUGGAAAUCCUUUCACCACUAUUAAUCCGGUUUUGGCAACAGUGGCUGCUGCUGUUCAGAGGAUUGGCAUCCAGAGGAAUCUCUCCAAUGCCCAGAUCAAACAACGAACCAGUGGUGCCACCAAUCAGGUGUCCAAUCUUUUUAUGAAUUCGGUUAAGGGAAUGACUUUGAGGGGGUCCAAGGUCAAUACUGGGUCUAGUAAGCAGAAUGGUAAUGAGGGGACUGAGGGGGCUGAUGCAGUCGCCGCAGGACCGACGAUAGACACGUCCUCGCCGUAUUCACCUGGAUCGAGCCUGAGUGAUGGCUUCUUCGAUCCACCACCUCAUCAGUAUGGACAUGUGUCCAGCCCCCCUGGCAAUUUGGGGAUUGGUAAGGGGAAGGGAAAGACUGGGGGGAAGACUGACAGCAAGAAAGAUGCGUUCGAUGCGCUGUUCGGGGCUUCACCGCUCAUUAAGAGUGGCAAGGGGCGGGGGAAGAAGACCAUGGACAAGAGGAAACGGACUACGAACUCCAAAAUCGGGGUGAGGAUGGAUGAGAACGAACUGCAGAUUCUUGAUGAUCUGCCCAGCUCGGCUGUGGAGAUGCAGGUAAAGGACAAGUUCCUGAAGAAGCUGAAUAGGCAGGAGAGGGUUGUGGAGGAAGUUAAGCUUGUGUUGAAGCCGCAUUACACCAAGAAACAUGUCACCAAGGAGGAGUACAAGGAUAUUAUGAGGAAAGCGGUGCCCAAGAUAUGUCAUAACAAAACUGGCGAGAUAAAUCCAAAGAAAAUCGCACAGUUGGUUGAGGCAUACGUGAGGAAAUGUCGGAGUAAUAAGAGGAAAGGUACAAACGUGAAUCCCUUGGGGAAUUCGAUGGCGAAAAAUUUACGACCAACAAAAACUUUGUGGAGUUGAUCGCAACGGGAGGACACUUUUUAAUAGAUCAACGCAGCGAUGCAACUCCAUCAAAACCGUGGAAGAAUCACCUGAAUGAUCCAUGGUGAAUCAACAACGUGGACUAUCCGGCAAACCUGCCACACUGUAUUCUGUGUAAAUAUUUCGAGGAAGAGUAGAUGGGGAAAAAUUCAAUGGAUGCGCAAUAUUUGUAUUUAAUUAUUUUUUACAUUUUUUCUUUGCGUUUCUCGUAAGUGAUUUGAGUAUGAAGAAACAAUGGAGAACUAGCGAGAAAAUUGCGAUGGGGCAUUUUACAAAUUUCUCCCCAUUUUAUCACGAUACUAGACGAAAAACAAAACUAUUAUUAGGCUUAUGAGGUGAAGCAGUGAGGAGCUACGAAAAAUAUUAAUUUACCGAAGUUGACAAUGAAGAGGAAAAAAACGCUCAAUCAACAGUUUCUACAUAGAAUAUUUAUUAACGAAACAUUUUUCGUUUUCUAGACACGAGAAUAAGACAAAUGCCUAUUGGAUGAUUUUCAAAAAAAUUGUUUUCAUUAGUGAAAAACCAGACCAGACAUUUUAGAAUUGUUAAAUAAUAAGUUUCGUGCUAUUUUCACUGUUUUAGACCUUAUGAAAACUAAUACAAAUAUAAAUAAUGAAUUACGUUUGUCGUUUUUCCUCCUGUAUAAGAAAUGAAUAAAUUAUUGAACGUA
This is a messenger RNA of Diachasma alloeum, 9294 nucleotides long. RefSeq lists its product as uncharacterized. The transcript has 8 exons. The coding region runs from base 378 to 8603 and encodes 2741 amino acids. The record is from RefSeq and is a predicted model, not a curated record. NCBI's taxonomy places the organism in Eukaryota, Metazoa, Arthropoda, Insecta, Hymenoptera, Braconidae.